Molecule: messenger RNA, 1840 nt
Organism: Populus trichocarpa (black cottonwood)
Lineage: Eukaryota; Viridiplantae; Streptophyta; Magnoliopsida; Malpighiales; Salicaceae
Product: disease resistance protein At4g27190
Exons: 2
Coding region: 389-1744 (451 amino acids)
Molecular function (GO): ADP binding
Source: RefSeq, a predicted model, not a curated record
CUAGGUGAGUACUUGUACAUAUUAUUCUUUUAUUUGUUCGUAAUUAUCUUUAUAUUAUGCUUUUUAUCUUAAUUAUUUCAUAAAAUUGCAUUUUUGUGGGAAUUGCUGCUUUAAACUCAUAAAUGUAAACUAUUUUUUUUCAAUGUAUUCGUUAGAUCGGUGGUAUUUUUUUUCAAUGAUCUAUGAACUAUUGUGUAAAUAAUUGUUAUGUUAGGACAAGGAAUUAAAUGUUUAUCGUUCUACUUAUACCUUGCCUUGUUGCUCUUGAAGCUGGCUUCCAUACAGAGCUGAAGGCCUUCUCCUUCUGUUCCUCUCGCUAUAUUUUAUUAUUGAGCAGUCAGUACCGGUGCUUUCCGCAUAUAUUUUCACAAAUUAAGACUGGUGAAAAAUGGCUAUCGAAAGUGUUGGUGGAUCCAUUGUAUCUAAGAUAGCAGAACUCUUGGUGGAACCAACAAUAAGGCAGUUCCGUUACAUGUUCUGUUUCAACAAUUUUGUUCAAGAAUUCGAUGAACAAAUGAUGAACCUGGCUUUGGCAUUUUAUCCUCUGCAAGAUGCUGUCGAUGUUGCUAAAAGGAAUGCUGAAGAAAUUGAGAUUAAUGUCAACACAUGGCUGGAAAAAGCAAAAAACGAAAUUGAAGGUGUGAAUCAUUUGCAAAAUGAAAAGGGAAAAAUUGGCAAAUGCUUUACUUGGUGUCCAAAUCCGACGCGACAAUUGAAGUUAAGCAAGGCACUGGCAAAGAAGACGGAGACUUUGAGAAAACUUGAAGCAAACAGUAAGUUUCCAAAAGUGUCCUACAAACCACCUCUUCAAGGCAUAGAAUUUCUUCCAUCGGAGGAAUUGACGCCUUCAGAAUCGUCAAAAGCAGCUUUCGAACAGAUUAUGAAAGCUCUCAAAGAUGACAAUGUCAAUAUGAUCGGACUGUACGGCAUGGGAGGGGUGGGUAAAACCACUCUAGUGAAAGAAGUAGGAAGGAGAGCCAAAGAGUCGAAGCUGUUUGAUGAAGUUUUGAUGGCUACACUGUCCCAGAAUCCAAAUGUCAUAGACAUUCAGGAUCGAAUGGCAGAUAGUUUAGGUCUGCAUUUUGGCGAAAAGACUAAAGAAGGGAGAGCAGAUCGAUUAUGGCAGAGACUGAAGACAGAGAAGAAGAUGCUUAUAAUCCUGGAUGAUGUUUGGAAAGUUCUUAACUUGAAAGAGAUAGGGAUCCCAUUUGGUGAUGCUCACAGGGGUUGUAAAAUUCUUCUAACAACACGUCUUGAAAACAUAUGUUCUUCUAUGAAGUGCCAGCCAAAAGUGUUCUUAAGUCUCUUAUCAGAAAAUGAAGCAUGGGGUUUAUUCAAAAUCAAUGCAGGUUUACAUGAUGAGGACUCUACCUUGAACACAGUGGCGAAGGAGGUUGCGAGAGAAUGUAAAGGAUUGCCUAUAGCACUUGUGACAGUGGGAAGGGCUUUAAGAGAUAAAUCUGCUGUUGAGUGGGAAGUAGCGUCUAAAGAGCUCAAAAACUCUCAAUUUCGGCACAUGGAUGAACUUGAUGAACAAGAAAAUGCAUAUGCAUGUCUUAAGUUGAGCUAUGAUUAUUUGAAGCACGAGAAAGCCAAGUUAUGUUUCUUGCUAUGCUGUUUAUUUCCAGAAGAUUACGACAUUCCAAUCGAGGAGUUGACGAGAUAUGCAGUUGCCUAUGGGUUACAUCAAGAUGUGGAGUCCAUUGAAGAUGCAAGGAAACGAGUUUGCGCAACACUCUCUUGAUUCAUUGCAUAAAAUUUUUUCAUGUGAAAGAUGUUUUUCAUCUCAAGAAAGCAACUUAAUUGUGCCUCAAGUCAAGUCAAGACAUUUUAAAGUGCA